AUGCAGAAGAGUCGUCAAGUUUCUCUUCCGUACAAGAUCUAUUCUUGGUUUGGAAUUCGGCCUCAGAAAGUGUGUUUGUGUCCAUUUCUCCCUGUGCACCCUCUGCACAUCUCAACCCACUUGUACAUAAUCCAGCACCCAGCAGAGGAGAACAAAGUGUUGCGGACUGUACCUCUGCUAGCAGCAUGCCUCCCCCAGGAUAAGUGUAAAGUAAAGAUUGGCCGUCGCUUCAGUGAAGAAAGAGAUCCUGAACUUGCAACUAUUUGCCGGAAGUCUGGUACAUUAAUAUUAUAUCCAGGGGCCGAAGCCGCUAAUUUGGAAGAAUUUCUGUUAGAUUCUCCUGUUUACCCCUCCACAAUCAUCAUCAUUGAUGGCACCUGGAGCCAGGCUAAGGACAUUUUCUAUAAGAAUUCCUUGUUCCGACUUCCCAAACAGGUGCAGUUAGGAGCUAGCGUUCCCAGUCAGUAUGUAAUUCGGACGCAGCCGACCAGUAGGUGCCUUUCCACACUGGAGUGUGCGGCCCUCGCUCUUUCCAUCCUGGAGAGAGAUGAUUGUAUACAAGAGACUUUACUUCGCCCACUUCAAGCUUUAUGCUCUUUCCAGCUUCAGCAUGGGGCCCAAAUUCGCCUCAGCAAGGAACACCUUCUGAAAAAUGGAUUGUAUCCUAAGCCAAUGCCAAAGAACAAACGCAAACUCAGGAAAAUGGAACUGUUAAUGAAUAGCGUUAAAAUUUAGUGCAGUUGUUCUUAGGGUGCUCAUUUGCCUCUGCAGCUGACGAUACCGAGUUACGUUUCAUACAGUGACGGGCCUGGGUUUGGGACUGGACAGAGUGAGUUGCUUGCUGUGUUUGUGCGGAGGAAGGGAAUGAACCAAACAGCCAUAAAGAUGAAGCGCAUUUCACUGACUCAGCCCAAACCAAGAGACAUUUUUAAGACUGUUUUAAAAUGUGUUUUUAAAACUGUGCCUCUAUCGCAUUUUUCUCAGUUCCGUAAUUUACAAUAUGAUUGUCAAGAUGAAGUUAGAAAUUUUUGUUUGUCAGAUGGAAGGAAAUUGUCCCGCCUGACUGGAAUAGGGUUGCUUCCAUUGUGGAUGGUAAUUUGGGCAUAUAAUAAUAGAGGAUACCUAUAUCAAUUCACAAUCUUGUACGUUAACUUUAUAGUUUGAAAUAAAUAACAAAAGAAAAUAAUGGUAAGUAAUUGAAGAUUCAGUUUAUUUCAUAAGAUACAAGAUAAUAUAAAAAAUUAAGGGACUUUACGUAUUUGCUAGGGAUAAAACUUGAACUCAGCUGUGAUUUAGAUGUUCUGUUAAUUGUUCUAAUUUUUUUUUUUUUGAGAGGUUUUUGCUAUAGGGUGUGUGCGCUUGCC
This is a messenger RNA of Tupaia belangeri chinensis (Chinese tree shrew), 1364 nucleotides long. RefSeq names its product DTW motif tRNA-uridine aminocarboxypropyltransferase 2 (gene DTWD2). Bases 1 to 735 code for a protein of 244 amino acids. Lineage: Eukaryota; Metazoa; Chordata; Mammalia; Scandentia; Tupaiidae. The record is from RefSeq and is a predicted model, not a curated record. The transcript is spliced from 6 exons.